Lichtheimia ornata is the source of this 1329-nucleotide messenger RNA. RefSeq lists its product as uncharacterized. Gene Ontology annotation, molecular function: translation initiation factor activity; guanyl-nucleotide exchange factor activity. The coding region runs from base 1 to 1329 and encodes 442 amino acids. Lineage: Eukaryota; Fungi; Mucoromycota; Mucoromycetes; Mucorales; Lichtheimiaceae. The record is from RefSeq and is a predicted model, not a curated record. The transcript is spliced from 10 exons. Gene Ontology annotation, biological process: cytoplasmic translational initiation; biosynthetic process. Gene Ontology annotation, cellular component: eukaryotic translation initiation factor 2B complex; guanyl-nucleotide exchange factor complex.
AUGCUUUUCGACAAGACGCGACAUCAUCGACUCUCCGAAUUCCAAGCUGUCGUGUUGGCAGGCUAUGGUAGUACUAAUCGUCUCUACCCAAUUUCAGACGAAGAGAAUAUGCCCAAAGCCUUGUUACCAGUAGCCAAUAAGCCUAUUAUCUCAUAUACACUGGAGUGGCUGGAAAAGGCUGGUAUCCAUGACGCCAUCCUUUUAAUACAAGGCUCAGGAGCAGCAUACCACAAGCUCACAACCUACAUUUCGCGCGGUUACCAAGGCAGCGUUCAUUGCAAUGUCGUAUCUGUGGAUGAGGAUUAUGGCACAGCUGAGGCUCUACGAUCCAUCAAAGAUAGAAUUGAGAAAGAUUUCAUUGUUGUUCCUUGUGAUUUGGUUACUGAUUUGAACCCACGCGAGUUUUUGGAUGCACACCGUGUACAAGAUCCCACCAUGUCUGCCCUCUUUUAUCAAUCAAGCUUAACCGAAGCUGCAAAGGAUGAUGCUGGCCAGGCUCCAUACGUUGGCAUCGAUACCAAUCAUUCUGCUCUUGUAUACAAGGUGCCACAAUCCGAUGACGAGGAGUUCUCUAUGCGAAUGUCAUUAUUGAAAAAGUUUCCUCGUGUACGAGUGCACACAGAUUUGUACGAUGCUCAUCUUUAUAUUUUCAAGCGAUGGGUAUUGGACAUGGUCAUGGACAAGGAAAAUAUCGUCAGCAUAUCCGAAGAUCUCGUGCCAAUGCUUGUCAAGUGUCAGUAUCAGAAAAAGAUGGUCGAGCGGGAAAAGGUGCAAGAAUAUGCCUCUACAAAUGAUCCAUUGUUGAAGACAGCUUUCUCCCUUUCUACGACUGCAUCCGAGCAUAUUGAAGACGAUGACGCUGAUUUCAAGAGCCCUGUCAAAACGCAUGUCUAUGUCUAUCGAGGUGGUUUCUGUGGUCGUGGUAACACCAUUCCCAGCUACAGUGAGCUUAAUCGCCAUGCAACCAAGCAAGGUAAUGAUGUGAUCCGGGUACCACCCACAGCCGAGGUCCAACCCAAGACCCAAGUUGGCAACGAUUCGAUGAUUGGCGAACACACCAAAAUUGAUGAACGAUCCUCUGUCAAGAAAUCAUGCGUUGGUGCUCACUGUGUCAUUGGCAAGAACGUCAAGAUUGCAAAUUCAGUUAUUAUGGAUCAUGUGGUCAUUGCUGAUAAUGCCAAGGUGGAUGGAUGUGUUAUCUGUAACAAUGCCAAGGUAUUAGAAAAGGCAAUGCUUAAGGACUGCGAUGUGGCUGCCGAGUACGAGGUCAAGAAAGACAGUCAAGUCAAAGGAGAGAAAUUGGUGGCAUUCCGAGAAGCAAUCAACUAA